Drosophila eugracilis is the source of this 3311-nucleotide messenger RNA. It is a transcript of the gene pad, whose product is annotated as transcription factor Sp4. The record is from RefSeq and is a predicted model, not a curated record. Bases 81 to 2900 code for a protein of 939 amino acids. Lineage: Eukaryota; Metazoa; Arthropoda; Insecta; Diptera; Drosophilidae. The transcript is spliced from 5 exons. Gene Ontology annotation, molecular function: zinc ion binding. Gene Ontology annotation, cellular component: nucleus.
ACGAAAAACACAACAAAUAUUUGCAUGUGCAAUAAACCAAACAUAAAUAGCAUUUUGCCAACCAUUAAGUCAACGGGAAAAUGGCUGCGGCCGGAAACAACGUCCGCUGUAUUAACUACUACGACCUGUGUCGAAUUUGCACGGACAGCAGCGACCAUAAGACGGACAUCUAUUCGCCCGAGGGACGCGCCAAGAACCUAAGCCACAAGAUCCUCGAGUGUCUUUCGCUACAGAUCGAUGAAAAGGAUCGCUUGCCCAAAGUUGUGUGUGCGCAGUGCGUGCAGCUGGUGGAGCAGAUCUACGGACUCCGCGCCACUUGCCGCAAUUCCCAGACUAUGCUGAGCAAUUGCCUAAACAUUCGCCCGCCACCAAGCACUGACAAGCUAUACAUCCGGGAUGCAGUUGACGAGUCAGGCAAGAGUCUCAGUGUGGCGCAAGCGGCACCAGCAGGCUCCAACGGACCUCAGCAGUCCGGAAACCUGUUAAACACCAUCAUCCAGGCGGUGGGUAUGCAGCCCCAGCAGCAAUACACCAUCACAGUGGACAAUGGGAUACAGCAACACCAAGUUCCUUCUGAAGUGCAAAUUAAAAGCGAAAGGCAAACUGCUUUGGAAGAGUUUAUCCGUCUUAAGCCGGACAUAAAAAUAACACCGCUGGGAAAGAAGGAUUCCAUUACUCCCGCCAAAGCCCAGCAGGCACCUCUGCAACCGCAAGCUGUAACGACUACAGUAAACACUCCUCAGUUGCAGUUGCAACCGCAGUUAGGCGAGCAACUGCAGCCUCUCUGGCAGCAGAUUCAGCAACUUCAACUACAUCAGCAGCUUCAGCAACUCACAAGCCAGUUGCAGGCCACCACACAGUACUCCGCCACCCAGGAGGAUUCAACCAAUCCUGGCGACAGUAAAAAGCCCAAGUUGAACUUUGUGCUCUCUUCGCCAACGGCACCCCAAUUUACCACCGCAUUGCCCCAGUUUGGGGGUAGUCAGCCUCAAAUACAGUUGCAAUUGAUGUCCGGAGGAGGUGCAGUUGCCAAUUCGGGGGCUGGGCCUGCCCAGUCGCAAUUUAAUGCCGCUGCCCUGCUCUCUAGUCUGGCUGCUCCGCAGUCUACUCCUAAUCUGCUCUCCCCGAACAAGUGUUUUCUGCCCAUCACAAUUCGCGACGAGAACUCGGACCAGCAGAUUGUGGCUCAUAUAGACACCAAGAACCUCGUGCUGCCAACCACCUACCAAGUACAGAUGAAGCUUCAGCCUCAACUAGCCACCGCGGAUGGCCAACCAAUUAUGCAGUUGACACCCACCUCGAUUCCGGCUACUCUGCAGCUAACACCACAGACUAUGGGGAAUACCGGUACCAACUUUCAGGGUACGGCCACUGCUGUGGCGCAGAACCAGUUUCUGGCUCCCCAGCUUCCACCACCGCAGUCCAUCCAGCAGCAACAAACCCUUACCCAACUGCCUAACACGGCACAAGUUACCUCUCAGCAAAUCAUAAGAUCUCCACAGACGAACAACACUAAUUCACAAUUGGUAAUAAGGAAUGUGACCAAUAUCCCUACGACUCCCACUACACCCACGAGCACCAAAGAGGCGCUGACUUUCAAGACACCUUCUCCAAAGCAAAGGCAGAUGCCAUCGCCGAAGAGCAAACCCGCAGUGGUCUCACCCUCUGGAGGAAGCAAUGGCACAGCUAACAACGAGUUCAAGCGCCUAAUGACACAGACAAGGCCCCCACAGGUAAAGCAGCAGCAACCCGCUGCAGUCGCUGCAUCUGCACCACAAACGACGGUCAUAGCCAAUCAGGCUGCCAUGCAACGACUCUCCUCUAAUACAACCAUCACUAAAGUCGCCAAACAAUCCGCUCCUACUUCUGCAGCGGUACCAACACCUAGUCCCGCCAAGCUACCCAUGCUAAACAAGCAGAAUAUUACCAUUAGUCGAAUCUCAAUGCAAACACCUCCCAAGCCACAACUGAAGCCUCCUGCGACAGCCGCUUCUACUGCUCCUCAGCCCAUUCCUGUUUCCGUACCCGCACUCAACCAAACACAGCCUCCCCCCUUGGCCGCGCAACACAAAAAGAUCGUUCGCAAGCCACCAGAAAACCAGGAAACGCCUGCGCAGAAAAAACCAGCUCGGCCACCACAGCAGAUUCUGCCCUCGCCAAAUCAGGAAGGUCAGAAUGCGACUAAUAGCGAAAACGACGCACUUUCGUCACUCGCAACUCCUGCCCUCAUUUGCCCAACUUGCAAACGUGAAUUUAAGAAGAAAGAGCACCUCACCCAGCAUGUGAAGCUUCACGCUGGCUUGAGACCCUUUAAAUGUUCAGAAGAAGGCUGCGACAAGACCUUUAGCCGAAAGGAGCACUUGUCACGGCACUUGAUUUCCCACUCUGGCCAAAAGAUGUACACCUGCGAGGUGUGCAAGAAGCCCUUCUCACGGAAGGACAACCUGAACAAACACAAGCGGAUUCACACUCAGCCAACCAACGAAACGCUUUAUUGCUGCGAUGUGUGCAAUAAGAAUUUCGCCACCAAGUUGCAUUACGAGAAACAUCGGGAAAUGCAUAAGAAAACUCGGCCGGAAAGUGUAGCUCCGGCUGCCACUGUCCCUUCUGCAGGAGCCAGUGCGCCUCCUCAAGUCCGUAGCAACGGUCAGGCCCCCAGUAAGGCGGUUUACGAAAUCAAACAACGCACUCCGCAGCAACAGCAGCAGUCACACAACCAACAGACGCAUUCCCAAGCGCAGCCUGCCCAGAUUAUGCAUGUGGUUACCACCCAGGACCUGGCAGGAAACACCAUAACGAUCACCCAAUCACCCGACUCUAAUAUGCCCGCAUCUCUGGCAAAUUACGUGCAGCUAGGCUUUUCCCAGUUCCAGAAUCCAAGCGCCCCAGCCGCCAAGUAAUUAGUCUGUAAGCUCGAGAAGCUUACUUACCUCAUAUCCUAGUCCGCGGUCUAUUCCAUCUCUUGGUCGCAUGUUCCUUAUUGCUUUUAGUUUGCGUUUAGUUUACCUUUUAUCUUUUUCUUUGUGCAAUAUUAUUUAUAAAACAUGAAUCGCGUUUUCACGAUUCAUUAGUAUCCUUAAUUUAUUUUAGUUUACAGUCUGUGUUAUUCAGUUUUUAUUCAGAGAUUCGCAGAAGUUUUUAUUAGGAUAAACCCUUAGAAUUUUUGUGUAAAGUUUCCUAUUGUAAGGCAUUGUAAAUAUCCGUGUAUCUAUAUAUGUACAAGCUGAAAACAAUUAAUAAUAGAAUACCUUUUUUGGGUGAAAAGAAUGAUUCCAUUGCAAAAAUAAAUAUAAUGUAUAAUUUAUGGCAAA